This is a messenger RNA of Fraxinus pennsylvanica, 315 nucleotides long. Lineage: Eukaryota; Viridiplantae; Streptophyta; Magnoliopsida; Lamiales; Oleaceae. The record is from the annotation of a GenBank genome assembly.
AUGGUGAUGAAUAGGCUAAAUAUAGUGUGUGCAGAAUAUGGAGGAGACAGGAAUAUUGGUUUAGACGAGUUUUCGGUGCUAUUUGACGAAGAACCCAGUUUGCAAGAAGUUAAGGAAACUUUCAAUGUUUUCGAUGUGAAUAAAGAUGGUUUCAUAGACGCUACUGAGCUGCAGAGAGUUAUGUGCAGCCUUGACCUAAAGGAAGGGUGUGAAUUAGAAGAAUGCAGAAGGAUGAUUAGAGCUUUUGAUGAAAAUGGCGAUGGACUAAUCAAUUUUAAUGAGUUUGUGAAAUUCAUGGAGAAAUGCUUUUGUUAA